UCUGCCAACCAGCUCCCAGCGCGAGCCGCCGCAGCGCCCCGCCAGCAGGACCUGAUGCGCAUCCAUAUUAGCCGUCCGAGCGCAGGAAUCCGGCCCGACCCGCGCCGCCUAGUUUAUUUUUAACCAGCACCGCGGGGACUCGGAUGGUGCACGCACCGCCGGCCAGAAACAUCUUCCCAGCGCAGCUCUCCAUCUUCCGCCCUCUCUCCCCCGACAUCCUCCCCCCCAUGUGGGAGGGGAAACUUUUCUCCUACAUACUUUCGAGUCCCUCUCGGGCCGGGAAGCGCGGAGAUGACGGCGCCUGCCCACCCGCCGCCGCCGCAAGGUUGCUUCGACUCUGUGCUCUAGAAGUGGUGACUUUGAGGUGUGACCCUGCCCACAUUUGGGCCCAACCAGUGCCAGCUCCUCAAUAAGGAGGUUGACUUGAUAAGACGAGAAAAACAGUAUCAACCAGUGAUAACCAAUAGAGGAAAAAAGAAGUAAACAUAGAGCCAUUUCCUCCUGCGUGUGGAUGGUAGCUCUUGCAGGGGGACAUUUCACAGUUUAUCAGUUGGCAAAAAUGGAGUUCUACAACGGAGGCUUCUUAGAAGCAUAAACCCUGUCCCAAUGACGUCAAGUUCGCCUAUUGGCUUGGAAGGCCCAGACCUGUCUUCCAUCAACACCAUGAUGUCAGCAGUAAUGAGUGUAGGGAAUGUCACAGAGAAUGGAGGGAGCCCCCAGGGCAUCAAGUCCCCUGCGAAGCCUCCAGGACCAAAUCGGAUUGGCAGAAGGAACCAGGAAAUGAAAGAGGAGAAGUCUUCCUACAACUGCCCCCUGUGUGAAAAGAUUUGCACUACGCAGCACCAGUUGACUAUGCACAUUCGUCAGCACAACACGGACACUGGAGGAGCUGACCACUCAUGCAGCAUCUGUGGGAAGUCACUGAGUUCGGCCAGCUCCCUGGAUCGCCACAUGCUGGUGCACUCUGGAGAGAGGCCUUACAAAUGUACUGUGUGUGGCCAGUCUUUCACCACCAAUGGGAACAUGCACAGACAUAUGAAGAUUCAUGAGAAGGACCCCAACAGUGCUACCGCUACAGCCCCUCCAUCCCCUCUGAAGCGCAGGCGGCUGUCCUCCAAGAGGAAGCUAAGUCACGAUGCUGAGUCAGAGAGAGAAGACCCAGCACCAGCUAAAAAGAUGGUAGAAGAUGGGCAGUCAGGUGACUUGGAGAAGAAGGCCGAUGAAGUCUUUCACUGCCCAAUAUGCUUCAAGGAGUUUGUUUGCAAGUAUGGACUGGAGACCCAUAUGGAGACCCAUUCAGAUAACCCACUAAGAUGUGACAUUUGCUGUGUCACCUUUCGAACACAUCGAGGAUUACUGCGCCACAACGCACUUGUCCACAAACAGCUUCCCAGGGACGCCAUGGGAAGGCCUUUCAUCCAGAACAAUCCUUCGAUUCCUGCUGGCUUCCAUGACUUAGGAUUCACUGACUUCUCCUGUAGAAAGUUUCCUCGCAUUUCUCAGGCCUGGUGUGAAACAAACCUACGAAGGUGCAUCAGCGAGCAGCACCGUUUUGUCUGCGACACCUGUGACAAGGCGUUCCCCAUGCUCUCGUCGCUCAUUCUGCACAAGCAGACCCACGUUGCCUCAGACCAGGGACGGGAAAAGCUGCAGGCCAAGACCCUGGCUGGUGAUGUCCUGGACCAGAAGGCCUUCCUGACCUUGCUGGGCUUGCAGCACACCAAAGACAUCAAGCCUGUGCCCACUGAGGAGCCCCUGCCUGAUGACAACCAAGCAAUACAGCUCCAGACCCUCAAGUGUCAGCUACCUCAGGACCCCGGCUGCACCAAUGUGCUCAGUCUGUCUCCUUUUGAAGCUGCUUCCCUAGGUGGUUCUCUCACAGUCCUUCCAGCUACCAAGGAGAGCAUGAAGCAUCUGUCUCUACAACCCUUCCAGAAGGGCUUUAUCAUCCAGCCAGAUAGUAGUAUUGUGGUCAAGCCCAUCUCAGGAGAGUCAGCCAUCGAGUUGGCAGACAUUCAGCAAAUUCUGAAGAUGGCAGCCUCGGCUCCUCCACAAAUCAGUCUUCCUCCUCUCUCCAAGGCCCCUGCCACCCCUCUGCAAGCAAUUUUCAAGCACAUGCCCCCUCUGAAGCCAAAGCCCCUGGUCACACCCCGGACAGUGGUGGCCACCUCUACACCCCCUCCUCUCAUCAACACUCAGCAGGCCUCUCCAGGAUGCAUCAGCCCCAGCCUCCCCCCACCACCCCUUAAGCUCCUCAAAGGCUCAGUGGAGGCAGCCUCCAAUGCCCACCUGCUGCAGUCCAAGUCGGGGGCCCAGCCAAACACAGCCACCCAGCUUUUCCUGCAGCAGCCUCGAGUAGAACUGCCAGGCCAGCCUGAGAUGAAGACGCAGCUAGAACAGGACAGCAUCAUUGAGGCCCUGUUGCCCCUGAGCAUGGAGGCCAAGAUCAAGCAGGAGAUCACAGAGGGGGAUCUGAAGGCCAUCAUGACGGGACCCAGUGGCAAGAAGACCCCUGCAAUGCGCAAGGUGCUAUAUCCCUGCCGCUUCUGCAACCAGGUGUUCGCCUUCUCGGGAGUCUUGCGUGCCCACGUGCGCUCCCACUUGGGCAUUUCACCCUAUCAGUGCAACAUCUGCGACUACAUCGCUGCGGACAAGGCCGCUCUCAUCCGCCACCUGCGCACGCACAGUGGGGAGCGACCCUACAUCUGCAAGAUCUGCCACUACCCCUUCACGGUCAAGGCCAACUGCGAGCGGCACCUGCGCAAGAAGCACCUCAAGGCCACCCGGAAGGACAUCGAAAAGAACAUCGAGUAUGUGAGCAGCAGCGCAGCAGAGCUGGUAGAUGCCUUCUGUGCUCCUGACACGGUGUGCCGGCUGUGCGGUGAGGACUUGAAGCACUAUCGCGCAUUGCGCAUCCACAUGCGCACGCACUGCGGCCGAGGCCUGGGCGGCUGCCACAAAGGCCGCAAGCCCUUCGAGUGCAAGGAGUGCAGCGCCGCCUUCGCAGCCAAGCGCAACUGCAUCCACCACAUCCUCAAGCAGCACCUACACGUGCCAGAGCAUGACAUUGAGAGCUACGUGCUGGCAGUGGAUGGCGGCCUGGGCUCUGCGGACGUGGCUGCCGAGGCCUCGGGAAGGGAAGAGGAGAGCGGCUGUGUUGCCUUUAGUGACUGCAAGCCCAUUGCCGCCUUCCUGGAGCCCCAGAAUGGCUUUCUUCAUGGGGGCCCCGCCCAGCCCCCGCUUCCCCACGUGUCAGUCAAGUUGGAGCCUACCAGCAGCUUUGCAGUGGACUUCAACGAGCCCCUGGAUUUUUCUCAGAAGGGCCUGGCCUUGGUCCAGGUGAAGCAGGAAAAUAUGUCCUCCUUCCUGAGCCCUUCUUCCUUGGUCCCCUAUGACUGCUCCAUGGAGCCUAUUGACCUAUCCAUCCCCAAGAACUUAAGGAAAGGAGACAAGGACAUGGGUGCUCUCAAUGAAGCCAAGAAGCCGGAGCAGGAAGUGGGGAGCAGUGAGCCGCUCUCUCCCUGUCCACCACCCUGCCCUACCCUGCCAGUGACUCUGGGGCCUAGUGGAAUCCUGGAAAACCCCACAACCACAGUGGUGGCUGCCACCACAGCUGGCACGCUGGAACCCCAUGCUCAACCCCUCCAGGGCUCUGUUCAGCUUGCUGUCCCCAUCUACUCCUCAGCUCUCGUCAGCAACCCUCCCCUCUUGGGCAACUCUGCCCUCAUAAGCAACUCAACCCUCCUGAGCAACUCAGCCUUGCUGCGGCCACUGCGGCCCAAACCCCCCCUGCUCUUGCCAAAGCCCCCAGUGACGGAAGAGCUGCCCCCACUGGCCUCCAUUGCCCAGAUCAUCUCAUCUGUGUCUUCAGCCCCCACUCUGCUGAAAACCAAGGUGGCCGAGCCAGGGCCUUCGAGCACCAGCAGUAACACUGUGGCUGCAGACAACUUAGGAGGCACCAUCCCUAAAGCUGCUGCCACCCCCACUGACACCACAAGCCCAAAAGAAUCCAACGACCCACCCCCUACAGUGAGCAGCCCAGAGGCAGCCUCGCCCACUGAGCAGGGGCCAUCUGGCUCGUCCAAGAAGAGGGGCCGGAGAAGGGGGAUGAGAAACCGGCCCCGUGCCAACAGUGGUGGGGUGGACCUGGACUCUAGUGGGGAGUUUGCCAGCAUCGAGAAGAUGCUGGCCACCACGGACACCAACAAGUUCAGUCCAUUUCUGCAGACUGCAGAGGACGACACUCAGGAUGAAGUGGCCGGAGCCCCCUCUGACCAUCACGGGCCCAGUGAUGAAGAGCAGGGUAGCCCUCCAGAAGACAAGCUGCUGAGGGCAAAGCGGAACUCCUAUGCCAACUGCCUGCAGAAGAUCAACUGUCCCCAUUGUCCGCGGGUCUUCCCUUGGGCCAGCUCCCUCCAGAGGCACAUGCUCACACACACUGGUCAGAAACCCUUCCCUUGUCAAAAAUGCGAUGCCUUCUUUUCUACCAAAUCUAACUGUGAACGCCACCAGUUGCGCAAACACGGAGUUACCACCUGUUCCCUGAGAAGAAACGGGCUUAUCCCCCCAAAAGAGAGUGAUGUUGGAUCCCAUGAUAGCACAGACAGCCAGUCGGACUCGGAAACUUUGGCGGUGGCAGGUGAGGUGCUGGACCUCACCGCACGGGACAGAGAGCAACUGCUAUCAGAGGGAGCCACGGAGCUCAGCCAGGCUGCAGUGGACCCUCCUGUGGAGGAGGCCAAGGCAGAGGCAGCCUCCCCUGGGAAGGGGGAAGAGAAAGGGGCUGGGGAGAAGCAGGAGCCGGAGGAAGAGAGUGGUGUGGAGGUGAGCGCUGGGGACGCGGAUGGCCCAGAGGAAGACACGGCCAGCAACAAGAGCCUGGACCUCGACUUCGCCAGCAAGCUGAUGGACUUCAAGCUGGCUGAGGGUGAGGCAGGCCCCACAGGCAGCCAAGGCUCAGACCAGCAGGACCAGAAGCACGCCUGCGACACCUGCGGGAAGAGCUUCAAGUUCCCAGGCACCCUGAGCCGCCACAGGAAGGCGCAUGGCCACCAGGAGCCCAAGGAUGAAGAGGAGACACAGCCUCCGGAGGGAGAAGACACUGGCAGGGCAGCCGAGAGGCCACCAUCUGUCCCUGCCCCUGAGCCUGAGGAGAAGCCCACCGAACCCCCCAUGGUGGAGUCAGUCCCAGGCACCAGGGAGGCCUCAGUGGAAAAGCAGAAUGAGGAGACAGAGGGCCCCUCUGAUGGGGAGGGCACAGCCGAGAAGAGGUCCUCAGAGAAGAGUGACGAUGACAAGAAACCAAAGACAGAUUCCCCCAAGAGUGUGGCCAGCAAGGCAGACAAGAGGAAGAAGGUCUGCAGCGUUUGCAACAAGCGCUUCUGGUCCCUGCAGGACCUCACCAGGCACAUGAGGUCCCACACAGGGGAAAGGCCAUACAAGUGUCAGACCUGCGAGCGAACCUUCACCUUGAAGCACAGCCUGGUCCGGCACCAGCGGAUCCACCAGAAAGCCAGGCACGGCAAGCACCACAGCAAGGACAGUGACAAGGACGAGCGGGCCGAGGAGGACAGCGAGGACGAGUCCACCCACAGCGGCAACAACCCUAUCUCAGAGAAUGAGGCCGAGUCGGCUCCCAGCACCAGCAACCACGUCGCCGUCACCCGGAGUCGGAAAGAGAGCUUGGCCAGCACCGGGAAGGACUGCAGCCACCGGGAGGAGAAGGGCCGGGCUGCCGAGCCCAGCCACAGCGGCCCCAAGGAGCAGGCGCCUCCGGGGGACCCUGACCCUGAAAGCCCAGAUGCCCUCGUGCAAGACCUGCUGGAGCUGUGCAGCAAGAGGCCUGCCCACCCCGUCCUGGCCACUGCGGACGGUACCUCUCAGCUCCUGGGGAUGGAAUGACAUCCCACCUCGUCCCUCGCACACAGACAAGCCAGCGGAGCAUAGCGUCUCAGAUCUAUAUUUCAUGAGGUUUCUUCAUUGUCCUUCAGUUGUCGGAGAGAGAGAGAGAGAGAGAGAGAGAGAGAGGGAGGGAGAGAGGGAGGGAGAGAGGGAGGGAGAGAGGGGGCAAGAGAGACGAAAGGAGCGUGGCCAACCAGCUCUGUGCCAUAGCCUCACCGUGCGCCGCGCCGGCCGCAGCAUGUGCCGAUUCCAGUGCCUUAACUACUUACGGAUCCUCCUGUGUCACCGUGGGUGUUGUGUUUUCCCAGAAUGACUUUUUAACAAAACAGAUAUUUUAACGAAUUGUAUGGGGAGGGCCUCUUCAUUUAAGCAUUAAUGUUACCGUUCGUAUUGAUGUGUGUGAGCUUGUUUUUGUGAAUCUGUGAUAGUACUGUUUGUUCUGUGAGCUGGAAACGGGAGGAAAAAAACAUACCCUGGGAUACCCAUAGCCAAUAACUGGAAGAAAAUGAUGUGAAUUUCAUAAUUUCAUGUAAAUGACCAGAGGGAAGAUGGAUGUGAUGCUGAUUUCUCAACUAGACCUUCUUUUUUUUCUGUUGCUAUGUAGAGGAGCUGUGAUCUGGUCCUUGUUAUUACAGAAUGUGGUUGAUGAAGGUCUCCAGUGGGCUCAAGCCAAAAUCAGGAAGAUCUCUAGCUUCAACCUCAUGCUUGUUUCCACUCUUUCCAUGUUAGAAAUAGUUACUAUUCAAGUUCCAAGACAUCCAUUCUUAAUUUACAGAGAAGAGUUACCUCCCCAACCACUUAGCCUAUGGAAAACAUACCUGGAUGUCAUCUAUUUGAUUCCCCCCUUCCCAUUUGGUAUAUGUUGUUAUUAUUAUUAUUAAUAUUAUUAUUAUUAUUAUUAUUAGUUCAUCAGUUUGCUGGGCUCUGCAGUCAGCAGAAACAAAUGGACAAUAUUUGUCCUGGGAGACCUGCGCCACCCCCAGGUCCCCGCAUAACCUGUGCCUGCAGGUUCCUCGCACGCUCUGGUGAUCGCUCUUCUACUGUACUCAGACGGCAGCAGGGGCCGGGCCUCAGAACACAGCCGAGGACGGCUCAGAGUGGGGAGAGCAAGGCCGCAAGUGUGGCAGGGAGCAGGCGUCCAAGACCCCGGGCCAGGCCCGAGGCGCCACGGGGUGGUUUUGGAGGAAGCCAGGUGGAGACAGGCGUGUCACCCGUGAGCAAGUUAUCCCAGUCCUCCUGCGAAGCCCAGUCCAAGCCUUGCCCCCGGCUGUGCUACUGUCAUUGAAAAGUAAGGAAAUACUACUACUGGUAACUAAACUACGUGCAAGGUUGAAGAUGAGAGGUUUCUAUUUACCUUCCUGGGAUGUAGGGUUGGUGCUCAAAGAUCAAUGUGCUGUCACUAGUUCCUUAAGUGGCCCGAAGCCCUGGGUGCAAAAAAGGCAGGAUUCCUUUUAUUUGUGAGCAUCUUGUGCAGGCAACAGAUUCCCUCACUGUAGCAGCAGUGAAAAACAUCCUACAGCAGCUGACCUUGUGUCCAGCAUCCUGCCCUUGAGCCGAGCCCCCAAGGACACCCGAGCCAGACUGCUGCCGGGGGCCCCUGCUUGCUGCACCCCCGUGGAGCCCCUCACCUUUCCCUAGGGAGCACGCCCCUCUGCCCGGCCUCUCCUUCUGGCCCUUUCUGGCUCCACGGGCUUUUCCUUUGCUUAUACUUGUGCACAGAGCCACAUGUAUCCCCUUUUUCCAUUUCAGUUUCCCGCCCUGACUUCAAAGGAAGAUAGAUAUUCUUGAAAAAAUAAAAAGUGAUAUCUUUGCAUGUGAAAGGAAAAAGGUUGAGGUAUAUAUAUGAUCUUUAACUGUAUUGGGAUAUAUGAACCAGUUUAAAAAUGAGGUUUUAUUUACUGUAGAGAUGAAUGCAGGUCAGAACCAAUGAUCCCUUGGUCUUCUAAGUUGAAACCAGUUCAUGCACCCCUUAGUUGUUUUUUUUUUAUUAUUAUUACAAUUGUUAUUGUUAUUUUCAUUGUUAUUAUUAUUGGGGGUUCCUUGUGUUUGUUUUUCUUUGCAACUCUCCACACUAAACUCGCAAUACUGUGGGGAGAAGCCAUGACUAAACUCUACGCUGCGGUGAGAUGUAGCAGGGAUCCGCUCCCAGCCGCGGAUGUAGCCGGGGCUGCAGCUCGCAAUAAUCACUAUUGAUUUAAAGCUUUAUUUAGCCAUGAUCUGUACCCUCAUAGUCAAUAAGGUCUUGCCACAUUUUAUUAGUGAGGUUGACAAAUGUAUUAUUUGUUGUUCUGUCCCCACUUCCCCUAUAUUAAACUGUGAAAUUUG
This is a messenger RNA of Sciurus carolinensis (gray squirrel), 8226 nucleotides long. It is a transcript of the gene Rreb1, whose product is annotated as ras responsive element binding protein 1. Gene Ontology annotation, biological process: regulation of transcription by RNA polymerase II. The coding region runs from base 607 to 5901 and encodes 1764 amino acids. NCBI's taxonomy places the organism in Eukaryota, Metazoa, Chordata, Mammalia, Rodentia, Sciuridae. The record is from RefSeq and is a predicted model, not a curated record. Gene Ontology annotation, cellular component: nucleus. Gene Ontology annotation, molecular function: DNA-binding transcription activator activity, RNA polymerase II-specific; RNA polymerase II cis-regulatory region sequence-specific DNA binding. The transcript is spliced from 13 exons.